Molecule: messenger RNA, 873 nt
Organism: Trichoderma gamsii
Lineage: Eukaryota; Fungi; Ascomycota; Sordariomycetes; Hypocreales; Hypocreaceae
Exons: 2
Coding region: 1-873 (290 amino acids)
Source: RefSeq, a predicted model, not a curated record
AUGCAGCGAGGAGGCAGCCGAGAUGUGCGCUUUGCCGAUGACGACAGUGAUUACGAGUAUGAGCGCACCAGCUUCAUAUACCGGCCGCUCUCCAGAUUGCCCACGCCACCCCCGACCUUGAACAAGUCGUCAUUCGCAGACCAAUCGCUCGAGGAUGAUGACACGCUGAACCCGCGAUAUCGAGGUCCCGCCAUCCAUCUCGUGAAUCUGAUUCCCGCAUCGGCGUCGCUGGCGAGCGCCUCGGUGCCCUUCGUGCAGGCCAUGCUAUCGCGGGCUGAUCUUUCCAUGGAGGAGCUGGCGCUGGCGGUUUGCAUUCUCGACAGCCUCGACACCAAAUUUGCGCGAACAUGGCGGCUCUCAUGCCCGCUCUCGUGUCCUAUGCGCUCUGACGAUCACGAUCUGGACUCGCUCACCGUGACAUCACCGGCGCUCAUCAAGCGGCACUCACUCCCUUCGACACCGCGCGACGCUCCCCGCCAACAGCUUCACAUCGAUUCCGUACGUCCCGAAGUCAUCAUACUGGCUGCCCUUAUAAUUGCCGCAAAGUUCACGCGGGACUCGCAGCAGCCACCGGACUUUUACCGUCUUGCAUGGGGCCGCGGCCUAUGGUCAAACAAGCAGCUCAACUUGACGGAGCUGCGUAUGAUGGAGAGCCUGGACUACCGCAUCUUGCCGCUGUGCGACGAAGACUGCCUCACGGAUGCCAUGGUGGACAUGCAACUUGCUGGAGAGCUAGAAGAGUCAGGAUUGCGAUGGAACACGGCUCGCGAGCCCACGCCUCCGGAUAGCGCAGCAGGCAGCGAGUGCGAGUUUGUGCCGAGCCACAACCGCUCCAAGACGCUUGGAGUGGCUCUGCUAGACGGGUUUCGAUGA